ACAAAGAGGUUAGUCUUUGGAAAUAACCUCAACAAUUUUGUUAUUUCAUAAGCAAGUUCGAUAUAAAUCGGGUGCAAAAAUGCCAACAAUUGGGAUAAAAAAAGAAUUACUUUUCAAAUCACUUGGUCAAAAAUAUACUGAUGAGGAAUUUGGAAAACUUUGUUUUCAGUUCGGAUUAGAACUAGAUGAAAUAACAAGUGAGAAACGUAUGGCGUGUAAGGAACUUGGCCAAGUUGAUGUUUCGGUUGGGGACUCCGAGGAGAUUAUUUAUAAAAUAGAUAUUCCUGCUAAUCGGUAUGAUUUACUUUGUUUGGAAGGCUUGGUCUUGGGUAUUAAAACAUUUCUUGGACAAAUAUCACCUCCUGUUUUCAAAUCAUUAAAACCUAGAGGAAAAGGCUUAAUCCAGAUGAAAGUUCUACCCAAUACAGCAAAAAUACGACCCUUUGUUGUUGCUGCCGUGUUACGGGAUUUGUACUUCACUAAAGAUAGUUAUGAUAGCUUCAUUGAUUUGCAAGAUAAACUCCACCAGAAUAUAUGUAGAAAACGUUCUUUGGUAUCUAUAGGAACACAUGAUUUGGACACUUUGGAACCUCCUUUUAUAUAUGAUGCUAAACAUCCUAAAGAUAUCAAAUUUGUUCCAUUGAACCAUGACAAGGAAUUGGAUGCUGAAAGUAUAAUGCAAUUAUAUUCAUCACAUGUUCAACUGAAACAAUAUUUGCAUAUUAUCAGGAAUAGUCCAGUCUAUCCUGUUAUAACUGACAACAAGGGAGUUGUUUUAAGUCUACCACCAAUAAUUAAUGGAAAUCACUCAAAAAUAACAUUGCAAACAAAAAAUGUUUUUAUAGAGGUGACAGCAACUGAUUUAACUAAAGCAAAUAUUGUUCUAGACACACUUGUUUGUAUGUUCAGUCAAUACUGUAAAAAUAAGUGUACUUCAGAGUAUUGUGAAGUCGUUUAUCCUGAUGGGGCAUGCCAUUUAUACCCACAACUUGUUUAUAGAAAAGAAGUUAUUUCAGUAGACAAGGUUAACAAUAUAAUUGGUAUUAAUGAAACAGAAAAAUGCAUUGAAACACUCUUGUCCAAAAUGUCUCUAACUGCUACAUUAAAAAGUGAAUCUGAAUUAGAAGUUCAAAUUCCACCUACAAGACAUGAUGUUAUUCAUCCAUGUGAUAUUUAUGAAGAUGUUGCUAUUGCUUAUGGAUAUAAUAAUAUUCAUAGGGCUCUGCCUAACACAAACACCAUAGGAAAUCCAUUGCCAAUAAAUAAACUAUCUGAUUUACUUAGAAAUGUGAUUGCUCAGGCUGGAUUCACUGAAGCAUUAACAUUCUCUUUAUGUUCUGAAGAGGAUGUAUCGACUAAGUUAGGACAUACUAAAGUACAAGCAGUUCAUAUUUCUAAUCCUAAAACACUAGAAUUUCAAGUAUGCAGAACUACUCUAUUACCAGGUAUUCUGAAAACUAUUGCAGCAAACAAAAAGAUGCCAUUACCACUGAAAAUUUUUGAAGUUUCUGAUGUCAUCUUGAGGGACGAAACAUCUGAAGUGGGAGCAAGAAAUGAAAGGAGGUUAUGUGCUGUUAAUUGUAACAGGAAUGCAGGAUUUGAGGUUGUGCAUGGGUUACUUGAUCGUGUUAUGCUGGCUUUAGAUGUGCCUAAAGGAUCCAAUAAUUCUUCAAAAGGGUACAACUUACGAAAAUCCAGUGAUCCAACAUUUUUUCCUGGACGAUCAGCAGAGAUAUGUUGGAAUUCAAAAACUAUUGGGAAAAUCGGGGUUCUCCAUCCAGAUGUUUUGCUGAAGUUUGACUUGGUGAAUCCUUGCUCGGCAAUUGAAAUAGAAAUAGAAUCUUUUUUGUAAGCUAUUUAUAAUAAAGGAUCAAAGAUA
This is a messenger RNA of Coccinella septempunctata (seven-spotted ladybird), 1879 nucleotides long. RefSeq names its product phenylalanine--tRNA ligase beta subunit (gene beta-PheRS). Gene Ontology annotation, molecular function: ATP binding; RNA binding; magnesium ion binding. Bases 80 to 1852 code for a protein of 590 amino acids. The transcript has a single exon. Gene Ontology annotation, biological process: phenylalanyl-tRNA aminoacylation. Gene Ontology annotation, cellular component: phenylalanine-tRNA ligase complex; cytoplasm. The record is from RefSeq and is a predicted model, not a curated record. Lineage: Eukaryota; Metazoa; Arthropoda; Insecta; Coleoptera; Coccinellidae.